UGAUUAAAUUUAUAUACCUUUACUUUAUAUAAGUGGUCUCCUAUAAUUACUUUAUAAAACAAUUAUUUUGAUGAAGCAUAUGCCUAUCUAUUAGACGCAUGCAACUUAUAAACAUGUACAUUACAUGCAUGACAUUUUUAGACAGGUUGAAAUGUUUUAUCAUUCAUCCCCUUUUUGAUAACGACUUAUGGUUUUGGAAGGAACAGUCCGUUCUCUGUUUAGGAAUUGGUCGCUUUUGCACCCCUGGAACUAUUGGCCAGAUAAGAUGGAAGAUCCUGAAUCAAAAAGAAGGUGAAAGGAAGAUAUAAAACAGCUCUCCGAAAACAGUUCCGACAUUUCUAAUCUUUCGGAGGAUGUCUGAGAUCUGUGGAAUUUAAGUCAUUAAACGACAGCAACAGAGCGGAUUCUGUAAAAAUUCCCAGCAUCGUCUGACUGCGCGACAUGUCUAAAACGAAGGCACGUUAAGGGGGCACUUUCCCCCUGUCUAAUUGAGGUGUUUUAAAAAGAUUGUUGAAGUACAAUGAUGGCUUACACGUAUGCUCGAAUUUACGCGCAUGCGUAAGUGUCUUAACUUGUUUUUUUGCUUGUCGAUGUGUAUUUGAACACAUUUAUUGGAUUAAGACUACAAGUUUUGACAUCUUUUUCCUCGAGUCAGUGUAAAGUGCCAUUUUCACUUUAAGAAGAAAUAAACAUUUCAUUGCCUAUGAGAGAAAAGAAUAUUUCAUACUCGUACAGCAAUCACUUGAGCGCUAAAAGCGGAUUGACAGAAGUUAGAAAACACGAGAAAUUUCAGAUGCGUGCGUCCUAUUGAAAUGCUGACAGAUUCUUCAUUGUGAUUUAUAUUUGAAAAUUCUAUCAGAAGCGAGGCACAGUAUUCGUUUUGUUUUCCAAGACCUUUUCUACUGCUGUGUGAGCUUCUCCAAACAGCGGAUAUAUUGACUUGUUAAGUCGUCUAAUUGUCAUUCCAUGUGACAAAAAUUUUCAAGUUCUAUACUACACACACUGAAUCCAGAAUGAGUUGUAGAUUUCAGCUGAUGAACCACGAUGUCCCCCUCUUCAAAGUGUUGUCGUGUACGUUUUGUUAUGUUUACAUGUUUAACUCGAGCUCAGACUCGUCUUUCACGCCGCUUCGACUGGGGUUUACAGCGACCGGACCUGUCCUAAAAGCUGACCCAAAGUCGGACGACAAAUCGUCAUACCGUAAGGGAUCUAUUUUCAAGGCGGACUUAGAUAAUAGUUCCAUGGUGGAACAUAUAUGUGAACCUCUGAGUAAGAAUGAUUGUAAAAGGUGGACAACUUGUUGUCAUGCAGCAGCACAAUGUUGUCAACGACAACAAAGUCAACCUGUGGCGUCACAGAACUGGUCUCACUGCCCCAGGACCUGGGAUGGAUAUGGUUGCUUUGACGACACCUCGUCAGGGAAUACGGCGUACGUCACGUGUCCUUCAUAUGUAGAGCAUGCCAGCGAUCAAGAAAAUGCAUACAAAGUGUGUUGGCCAAACGGGACAUGGUUUGUCCACCCACAGACAAAUCAACAAUGGACAAACUACAGCACUUGUGUACACGGUAAACUCAAGAGCCAGAUGGUACUGAUAUACCUGGGCUUGGGCUGUAACCUGAUUAGUUUGUCUCUGCUGAUACCGUCUUGUAUAAUAUUUGUUGGAUUUAGACAGCUUCGUGUUCAGCAGAGAGUUCGUCUCCACAUCUGUUUCUUUUCCUCUUUCAUUGCCACCGCUUUCAUUGCCAUCCUGUGGGAUUUCAUCGUCGUCUCCGAUAGGGUGCACAGCGCAAACGGUGGAAGCAUCAUAGAGCAAAAUACGGGAGGGUGUAAGUUUUUGUACGUUCUGAAGCGAUACACCCAGUCCGCUAACUAUUUCUGGAUGUUCUGUGAAGGAUUCUAUCUGCAUAGGUUGAUCGCUCGAGCAUUUGAGAUCCCAAAAUCUCUAGUCGUAUACUACAUCAUUGGAACUGGUGUGCCUUGGAUUCCAGUUAUUGUCUACUCCAUUAUCAAAGCUAGCGUGUCCGAGUACGACCAAAAGUGUUGGGUGAAUAAUAUCAAUGGAUUUGAGUGGCUGAUCUAUACGCCAAACCUGCUAUGUCUCUUUGCGAAUGUUUUCUUUCUGGGGAAUAUUUUGUACAUCCUCUUGACCCAGCUACAGUCGCAUCCAAACGAGCCGAGUGGAUACAGGCGAGCUUUAAAGGCCACUUUUGUCCUCAUUCCACUGUUUGGUAUUCAGUGGGGGCCUGUCAUAUACAGACCAGCCAAUGCCCUGUGGUACGAAGUGCUUCGUAUUAUAAUACAACAUACACAGGGUGCAUUUGUGUCCUUGAUAUUCUGCAUCUUCAAUGGAGAGGUACAUGGACAUCUGAAAAACUGUUUCAGUCGGAUAUCUGGCAGACCAUUAUACCGGCCUCGUCGAGAAUUAAGUACCACUUCCGGAACUGUUUAUACGCAGGUGCGAACUUCGACAGCGAUCGACUUCAACCGUGACUCGUACAUUCGUGAUUCAUUCAACCGUGACUCUCUGAAUAGGGAAGAUUCAUUAGCUAAUGGUAGACAUGAGACACUUCCGUUGAAUCUCAGCGAAGAAUCAUUUGCUGGUGAAAAACAAGAAAAUGGUCACUUAAUGGAAUCUGAAGUAAAGUAAAGAAAACCGAAUGGAUUGCUCCAUAAAAUGAUUACAGGAAGACCUGACGAUACCGGAAAUGCUUGAACAGUAUCAUUCUGAUAACAAUUCCUAGGUGUUCGAAUGUUGGAGGUUUUGAUUUUUUACUCAACACUGUGAUUGAAUUAGCUUUUCAUUGUAUUUCUACAAAGUUUUCACAACGACAAGACUGUGUUAGCACCAUGACAGCAUUGUUUACAUGAUAUUUACAGAGUAUUUAAAUAACCCAUUAAUUUCAUUAUAUAUUUGUAAAGAACCAUUACGAACAUGAAAUGAUAUAUACGACAAAGCCCGACUCAACUAGACUCUCUUUUUUUUUUUUUUUGAGUUACGUAACCCAUUAUUAAUUCAUAAUGACGUCAAACUAUCUCAAAAGUAGAUUAUUAACAUUUGUGUUUCAUAGGUGUCAACUUUUACAUCCUUCCUCAAUCCAUUGAAAAAACUCGUGUAAUGUUUUAAAAAUGAUACAGUUACAUGCUCUAUUACAUGUUUACAUCAAAAUAUGAUAAAUAGAUGUUUACAUUUAAUGUCAAUAUCAUUCCUCUCAUAAUGGAGGCAUGUGAUGCUCAUAGAACUCACCCUUGACUUUGAUAUUAUAUAGAUAAUAUCAGUAAGAGAAGUCCAUAUGUGAAAGAAAUGUUUGUGAAUUUCCUCAUAGAUAGCUCUUACAUGGUUUCCCAUGCAAGACAGAUUUCUCCGGUGUGAGAAAUCCAUGUAGAGUUCUUAUUCACAUAUUCACCAGUGUUAUACCGACAAUACAGAUUUCUCAUAUUCACCAGUGUUAUACGACAAUACAGAUUUCUCACAUUCACCAGUGUUAUACCGACAAUACAGAUUCUCACAUUCACCAGUGUUAUACCGACAAUACAGAUUCUCAUAUUCACCAGUGUUAUACGACAAUACAGAUUUCUCAUAUUCACCAGUGUUAUACCGACAAUACAGAUUCUCACAUUCACCAGUGUUAUACGACAAUACAGAUUUCUCACAUUCACCAGUGUUAUACGACAAUACAGAUUUCUCACAUUCACCAGUGUUAUACUGACAAUACAGAUUCUCAUAUUCACCAGUGUUAUACAACAAUACAGAUUCACAUAUUCACCAGUGUUAUACCGACAAUACAGAUUCACAUAUUCACCAGUGUUAUACGACAAUACAGAUUUCUCACAUUCACCAGUGUUAUACUGACAAUACAGAUUCUCACAUUCACCAGUGUUAUACCGACAAUACAGAUUCUCACAUUCACCAGUGUUAUACUGACAAUACAGAUUCUCAUAUUCACCAGUGUUAUACCGACACUACGCACGUGGUAUUUGUCUGUCUUGCACUGAUUUGGUCUCGUUGAUUUUAUAUAUGUUAUUUUUUCUAUGAUUUACGUUCAUGAAGUAAAGAAUUUGGUAUUGUAUUCUUUAAAUUUGCGAUUUGUUGUAGUUUUGCGGGAGAAAGCUUGCGUUUUUAAGCUUACUCAAAAAUGUGUAAAGCAUUUUCUGGUAUGCUCUUUAUAUAUGGAAGGUGAACAUAACGAACAGUGAUCAAUCUCAUAUCUCCUGUAAGCAAUACAAAAUAGAUGGUUGGGCAAACACGGACCCCUGGACACACAAGAGAUAGGAUCAAGUGCCUAGGCGGAGUAAGCAUACCCUGUCGACCGGUCACACCCGCCGUGAACCCUAUAUCUCGGGGCCAUUAUUUCGUCUCCAAUUCCGUCGAGGUUUUAAUAUUUAGUAUGCCCAACGAGAUCACGUUUGAAUCGCCUUUAGCCAUCACUAAUUUGCAUACAUUUGUCCAAGAGACGCAUAAUUUUCGUAAGUUCAUUUUCUGAAGAGUUCCAAAAAUUUAUAGUUCUGAUAUCCCGUAUUAGUUUUCGAAUUUAAGUACAAAUGAGUUUUUUUUUUUUUUUUUUUUUUUUUUUUAAAUUUCUUUUAAAUGUUUUCACACCUUCUGAAUUAAUGCACUAAACUAUGAAAGGUGAAGAUAACGAACAUUGAUCAAUCUCAUAAAUCCUACAAGGAAUGCAAAAUAAGAUGGGCUAAUGCGGAGCUCUGGACAUACCAGAGGUGGGAUCAAGAGUCUAGGAGGAGUAAGCAUCCCCUGUCGACCGGUCAUAUCUGCCAUGUAUGUCUUGAUCAGGUAAACGGAGUAAUCCGUAGUCAAAAUCUGUUUAACAGGACCGAAACUAUUUUCUCUCUCUAAAUUUACAGCGUAGCACUGUUUUGGGCCUUUUAUGGAAUAGAAAGUCAACGUGUGCAAUAAGAUAUUUCGGUCUAAUACAUAGAUUUUUUUCUCGUUGUCAAUUAUCGUCUACUUGUACGCAAUUCACUGUUGUAAAACAUCCUUCUUUGUAUGGUGGUAGAAUAAUAAGUUAAACCAAAGAUAUUAUAUUCGAAUCACUAAGUAAACACUAUCCUGUUCAAUUUGAAAUACAUUUCUCACUGGGGAAAGGGGGGUGCUUGAUCCGCCUUUCAACAAAACAACAUACGUCAUAUUUGUUUCAGAUGACGUCAGUUACAUUGACAUGCGGAUCGCAAUUUGUCACUUGUUUGUAUAUUUCUUUGUGUCGAAUUUAAUAUUAGCGACAACGUUGCAUGCAAGGGUAAGUUUUCAUGUAGAAAUUUUCAUUAAGCUAAAAGCCGCAAAUUUAACGAACUUCAACUUCAAUAAAUACGUUUACAAUAUUUUGAUAAAUAGGCUCCGUAGAACUAAAAUGGCUGCCUUCCCAGCUAAAUGCUUUGUCAUGGUUGCUAAGUUAAUCAUUGUGCCGCUCAGUUGACUUGUAUUUUUCAAAAUUUAUGUACAUUUGAAUAAACGAAGGUUAGUA
Messenger RNA from Ostrea edulis (European flat oyster), 5478 nucleotides. Its product is annotated as calcitonin gene-related peptide type 1 receptor-like. Gene Ontology annotation, biological process: adenylate cyclase-modulating G protein-coupled receptor signaling pathway; cell surface receptor signaling pathway. Gene Ontology annotation, cellular component: plasma membrane. The coding region runs from base 1014 to 2648 and encodes 544 amino acids. Gene Ontology annotation, molecular function: G protein-coupled peptide receptor activity. The record is from RefSeq and is a predicted model, not a curated record. Lineage: Eukaryota; Metazoa; Mollusca; Bivalvia; Ostreida; Ostreidae. The transcript is spliced from 12 exons.